Molecule: messenger RNA, 12039 nt
Organism: Mesoplodon densirostris (Blainville's beaked whale)
Lineage: Eukaryota; Metazoa; Chordata; Mammalia; Artiodactyla; Ziphiidae
Gene: FRAS1
Product: Fraser extracellular matrix complex subunit 1
Exons: 74
Coding region: 1-12039 (4012 amino acids)
Biological process (GO): cell communication
Cellular component (GO): membrane
Molecular function (GO): protein binding
Source: RefSeq, a predicted model, not a curated record
AUGAGUGUCUUCAAAGUGUGGCUCGGGGUGGCCCUAGCAUUGGCGGAAUUUGCAGUAUUGCCUCAUCAUUCUGAAGGUGCUUGUGUCUAUCAAGGUUCCUUGUUGGCGGAUGCCACCGUUUGGAAGCCUGAUUCAUGCCAGAACUGCCGUUGCCAUGGUGAUAUCAUUAUCUGCAAACCUGCUGUUUGCAGAAACCCUCAGUGUGCCUUUGAGAAGGGGGAAGUGCUUCAAAUACCCGCCAACCAGUGCUGCCCUGAGUGUGUGCUGAGGACUCCUGGAUCUUGCCAUCAUGAAAAGAAAAUUCACACGCAUGGGACAGAGUGGGUGUCCUCCCCAUGCAGUGUGUGCUCUUGCACUCAUGGGGAAGUCCGAUGCACCUCCCGACCGUGCCCACCACUGUUGUGUGGACACCAGGAGCUGGAAUUCAUCCCUGAAGGAAGCUGCUGCCCAGUCUGUGUGGGCCCUGGGAAACCCUGUUCCUAUGAAGGCCGUGUGUUUCAGGAUGGGGAGGACUGGCCAUUGAGUCGGUGCGCCAAGUGUGUGUGUAGAAACGGGGUCGCCCAGUGCUUCGCAGCUCAGUGUCAUCCUCUGUUUUGUAACCAGGAUGAAACUGUAGUCCGAGUCCCUGGAAAAUGUUGCCCACAGUGCUCUUUGCGAUCCUGCUCUGCAGCUGGCCGAGUUUACGAGCAUGGUGAGCAGUGGAGUGAAAAUGCCUGCACCACGUGUAUAUGUGACCGGGGUGAGGUCAGGUGCCACAAACAGGCCUGCCCUCCGUUAAGAUGCGAAAAGGGUCAGAGAAGGGCUCAGCGUCAUGGGCAAUGCUGCGAGGACUGUGUGUCUCCUGCUGGAAGCUGCUCGCAUGGGGGGCUUGUGCGGUACCAGGAUGAAAUAUGGAAGGGCUCGGCCUGUGAGUUCUGCACCUGUGACCGUGGCCAAGUGGCCUGCCGGACUGGGGAGUGUGCCAAAGUGGAGUGUGCCCGGGGUGAAGAAUUAAUUCACUUAGAUGGAAAAUGCUGUCCUGAAUGCAUUUCAAGGAAUGGUUACUGUGUAUAUGAAGAAAAUUCAGAAUUUAUGUCCUCAAAUGCGAGUAGAGUUAAACAUAUUCCAGAGGGGGAGAAGUGGAAGGAUGGCCCUUGCAAGCUGUGUGAGUGCCGGGGGGCUCAGGUAACUUGCUAUGAGCCCUCUUGUCCUCCGUGUCCAGUAGCCACACUAGCUCAGGUGGUGAAGGGACAGUGCUGUCCAGAUUGCACAUCAGUUCAUUGCCACCCAGACUGCUUGACCUGCUCUCAGUCGCCAGACCACUGUGACCUCUGUCAGGACCCCACAAAGAUGCUGCGGAAUGGACGGUGUGUGCACAGCUGUGGUCUGGGAUUUUACCAAGCUGGUGCUCUCUGUUUAGCCUGCCAGCCUCAGUGUUCCAUGUGCACCAGUGGGCUAGAGUGCUCGUCCUGCCAGCCUCCCCUGCUGAUGCAGCAUGGCCAGUGCGUGUCCACCUGUGGGAAUGGCUUCUACCAAGACCGCCACUCCUGUGCAGCCUGCCACGCGUCCUGUGCGGCCUGCUGGGGUCCCACAGAGAAGCACUGCUUGGCCUGCAGAGACCCCUUCCAAGUGCUGAGAGAGGGCAGCUGUGAGAGCAGCUGUGGCGACGGGUUUUACAACAAGCAGGGGACCUGCAGUGCUUGUGAUCAGUCCUGUAAGAGUUGUGGCCCCAAUAGUCCCAGAUGUCUUACCUGUGCUGAGAAGACCGUGUUGCAUGGUGGGAAAUGCAUUUCUGAAUGUCCUGGUGGGUACUAUGCUGAUGCCACUGGCAAAUGCAAAGUUUGUCACAACUCGUGUGCCAGCUGCUCAGGACCCUCGGCCUCUCACUGUACAGCCUGCAUCUACCCCCAGGCCCUGCGCCAAGGCCACUGUCUGCCCAACUGUGGAGAGGGCUUCUACCCUGACCACGGGAUCUGCAAAGGCUGUCAUUCCUCUUGCCUGACUUGUGUGGGUCCAGAGCGCUCUCAGUGCACCCAGUGUAAGAAGCCAGAGGAAGGACUGCACAUUGAGCAGCUCUCUGGGGCAAACAUCACCUCUGGCCAGUGUCUGUCCCAGUGCAGAGCCCAGUUUUACUUGGAGAACACUGGGCUGUGUGAAGCUUGCCACCAGUCCUGUUUUGGGUGUGCAGGGAAGAGCCCACAUAACUGCACAGCCUGCUGGCCUUCCCACAUGCUGUUGGAUGGGCAGUGCCUCUCCCAGUGCCCAGAUGGGUACUUUAACCUGGAAGGCAGUUGUACAGAGUGCCACCCCACCUGCAGGCAGUGCCACGGCCCAUCGGAAUCUGACUGCAUCUCCUGUCACCCUCAUGUUACUCUGGCUGCUGGGAGCUGCAGGACCAGCUGUAAAGAGGAGCAGUUCCUCAACCUCGUGGGCUACUGUGCUGACUGCCAUCCUCUGUGCCAGCACUGUGCAGCUGACCUCGACAACACCAGGAGCGUCUGCCUGAGGUGCCAGAAUGCCCGGUACCUGCUGCUAGAAGAUCUCUGUGUUCCCGAUUGCCCUUCUGGAUACUUCGCAGAGAGAGGAGCUUGUAAAAAAUGUCACUGCUCCUGCAGAACCUGCCAGGGCAGAGGACCCUUCUCCUGCUCCUCCUGUGACACCGACCUCGUUCUGUCCCAUCUUGGCACCUGCAGCACUGCCUGCUUCCCAGGGCACUAUCUCGAUGACAACCACACUUGUCAGCCAUGCGACCCACAUUGUGGAAGCUGUGAUUCACAGGCCAGCUGUACCUCCUGCCGAGAUCCCAACAAGGUCCUGCUCUUUGGAGACUGUCAGCAUGAGAGCUGUGCCCCACAGUACUAUCUUGACUUCUCCACCAGGACAUGCAGAGAGUGUGACUGGAGUUGCAAUGCGUGUCACGGGCCUCUGAGGACAGACUGCCUGCAGUGCAUGGAUGGCUACGUUCUCCAGGACGGGGCCUGUGUGGAGCAAUGCUCACCCUCAUUUUACCGGGACCUGGGCCUCUGCAAGAGCUGUGACAGCCACUGUCUCCAGUGCCAAGGCCCCCAUGAGUGCACCCGCUGUGAAAGGCCAUUUCUCCUCUUGGAAGCCCAGUGUGUCCAGGAAUGUGGGAAGGGGAACUUUGCAGAUCAUUCAAACAGCAAAUGCACAGCCUGCCCCUGGGGGUGCUUGCAGUGCAGCCACAGAGACCGGUGUCACCUCUGUGACCAUGGGUUCCUUCUGAAGAGUGGCCUUUGUGUUUCCAAGUGUGUUCCCGGCUUCCCUGCCCACUCCUCUAAUGAAACAUGUGCUGGCAAAAUACACACCCCUAGUCUUCAUGUGAAUGGUUCCCUCACCCUUGCAAUUGGUUCAGUGAAGCCACUGGAUUUUCUCCUCCUGAAUGUUCAAGACCAGGAUGGCAGGGUCGAAGACCUCCUGUUCCAUGUGGUGAGCACUCCCACCAAUGGUCACCUCGUGCUCUCAAGGAAUGGAAAAGAGGUUCAGCUCGACAAGGCUGGCCACUUUAGCUGGAAAGAUGUGAAGGAGAAAAGAGUGCGUUUUGUGCACAGCAAAGAAAAGCCCAGGAAAGGUUACUUUUCCCUGAAAAUUAGUGACCAGCAGUUCUUCUCUGAGCCACAGCUGAUCAACAUACAAGCAUUUUCAACACAGGCCCCCUAUGUGCUGAGGAAUGAGGCUCUCCAUAUUAGCAGAGGAGAGAGGGGAACCAUCACCACUCAGCUGCUUGACAUCCGAGAUGACGACAACCCACAGGAUGUGGUGGUCCAAGUGCUCGAUCCUCCACUUCAUGGCCAGUUGCUCCAAACACUUCAGUCGCCUGCAGCCCCUAGCUAUCAAUUCCGGCUGGAUGAGCUCUCCAGGGGCCUUCUCCAGUAUGCUCACGACGGCUCGGAUAGCACUUCUGAUGUCACAGUCUUGCAGGCCAAUGAUGGACACUCCUUUCAAAACAUACUGUUCCGUGUGAGGACUGUGCCCAAGAAUGAUAGAGGUCUUCGACUUGUGGCUAAUUCAGUGGUGUGGGUUCCAGAAGGCGGGAUGCUGCAGAUAACCAACAGAAUCUUACAGGCUGAAGCUCCAGGUGCCAGAGCCUCAGAAAUCAUCUACAAAAUUACACAGGACCACCCCCAGUUUGGGGAGGUGGUCCUUGUGUUUAAUAUGCCUGCAGACAGCCCUGCAGAUGAAGGGCAGCACCUUCCUGAUGGGAGGACAGCAACUCCCACCAGCACGUUCACCCAGCAAGACAUCAACGAAGGCAUCGUGUGGUACCGGCACUCAGGGCUCCCAGCCCAGAGCGACUCCUUCCACUUUCAGGUGUCCAGUGCCACGGAGGCUCAUGCCCAUUUGGAGAGCCGCAUGUUCAACAUCGCCAUCUUACCCCAGACUCCAGAAGCACCCAAACGCUCUCCAGAAGCAUCUCUCCACAUGACCGCUCGGGAGGACGGCCUGACUGUGAUUCAGCCUCAUUCUCUCUCCUUUGUAAACUCUGAGAGAUCAAGUGGAAAGAUAAUAUAUAAUAUCACUCUACCUUUGCAUCCAAGUCAAGGCAUCAUCGAACACAGGAACCAGCCUCACUCUCCCAUCCGGUAUUUCACCCAGGAAGACAUUAACCAGGGCAAAAUCAUGUACCGUCCCCCCACUGCAGCCCCCCACCUCCAGGAGAUCAUGGCCUUCUCCUUUGCUGGUCUCCCAGACUCAGUGAAAUUCCACUUCACAGUUUCGGAUGGAGGGCACACAAGUCCAGAGAUGGCCCUCACCGUUCACUUACUUCGCAUUGAUUGGCACCCGCCAGUGUUCCAGGUUACAGCUCCACUGCUUAAAGUCAGCCCAGGAGGCAGCACUUCCAUAGGACUUCAGUUGGUAGUAAGAGACACGGAGACAGUGCCUGAAGAACUCCUCUUUGAGCUCCGGAAACCUCCCCAGCAUGGCGUGCUCCUUAAGUACACAGCUGGGUUCCCAGGGCCCAUGGCCUCAGGUGACACUUUCACAUAUGAGGAUGUAGAGAAAAAUGUUCUGCAGUAUCUACACGAUGGAUCCUCUGCCCGGGAGGACAGCAUGGAGAUCUCAGUUACAGAUGGCAUCUCAGCAGCAACAGUGGAUGUGAGGGUGGAGGUGUCACUGUCUGAGGCCCGGGGGCCUCGGCUGGCUGCUGGCGCCUCUCUGAGCAUCACCGUUGCCAGUAAAAGCACAACUAUAAUCACUAGGUCACAUCUUGCUUACGUUGAUGACUCUUCCCCCGACCCAGAGAUCUGGAUUCAGUUAAGUUCUCUGCCUGUGUAUGGUGCUCUCUUAAGAACCUCAGGACCUGAGGUGGAAGAACUCUCAGAGGUUUCCAAUUUCACAAUGGAAGAUAUCAACAACAAGAAAAUUAGGUACUCAGCUGCAUUUGAGACCGGUGGUCAUCUGGUUACUGACAGCUUCCACUUCUCUGUCUCUGAUUUGGACCACAACCGCCUGGACAAUCAGAGGUUUACCAUCAUGAUCACUCCCGUCAAGGAUCCACCCCAAGUCAUUGCUUUCGCUGACCUUAUCACCGUUGACGAGGGAGGGAGAGCCCCACUCUCAUUUCACCAUUUCUUUGCUGCUGAUGAUCAGGACAGCCUCCAGGGUGACACCAUCAUUAAACUAAGUGCCCUGCCCAAGUACGGCUGCAUCGAGAACACGGGGACAGGUGAUCGAUUUGGCCCUGGAACUACCAGUGACCUAGAAGCAUCAUUCCCUCUUCAAGAUGUCCUGGAAAACUACAUUUACUACUUUCAGAGUGUUCAUGAAAGCAUUGAGCCAACCCAUGAUAUUUUCAGUUUUUAUGUAAGUGAUGGAAACAGUCGAUCAGAAAUCCACAGCAUCAACAUCACCAUCGAGAGGAAGAAUGACGAGCCUCCCAGGAUGACCUUGCGGCCCCUUGGCGUGCAGCUGAGCUCGGGAGUGGUGAUAAGCAAUUCUUCUUUGAGCCUGCAGGACCUGGACACUCCAGAUAACGAGCUGAUUUUUGUAUUGACAAAAAAGCCUGGCCAUGGUCAUCUGCUCCGGAGGCAAACUGCUUCUGAGCCUCUGGAGAAUGGGAGGGUUUUGGUCCAGGGCUCCUCCUUCACCUACCAGGAUAUCCUGGCCGGGCUGGUUGGGUACAUGCCUGGUGGUCCUGGUGUGGCAGUGGAUGAGUUCCAGUUCUCCCUCACUGAUGGACUCCACACAGACACAGGGAGGAUGGAGAUAUACAUAGAGCUGCCUACAGGUGACACCCCCCACUUGGCUGUAAACCAAGGCCUCCAGCUGUCAGCAGGGUCCGUAGCACCCAUCACAGAACAGCACUUGAAAGUGACAGAUACUGACUCAGAUGACCAUCAGGUGAUGUACAUCUUGAAGGAAGAUCCUGGUACAGGGCGCCUGCAGUUGGUAAAGCAUGACAGCCUGGAGCAAAUCUCCAUUAAAGGCCCCAUCCAAAGUUUCACCCAGGCUGACAUCAGCCAAGGCCACGUAGAAUACAGUCAUGGAAAAGGAGAAUCUGGCGGGAGCUUUGCUUUUAAAUUUGAUGUGGUUGAUGGAGAAGGCAACAAAUUGAUUGGCCAGUCAUUUUCCAUCAGUGUUUUGGAAGACAAAUCCCCACCAGUCAUCACCACCAAUAAAGGGCUGGUCUUGGAUGAAAACUCGGUGAAGAGAAUCACCACUCUGCAGCUCUCUGCCACUGACCAGGAGACGGAGCCUGCAGAACUGAUCUACAGAAUCACCAGAGAGCCCCAGCUGGGCCACCUGGAACACACAGCAUCACCAGGUAUCCAGAUUAGUUCCUUUACUCAAGCUGACCUCACUUCAGGACGCAUUCAGUACAUCCACUCCAGUGAGACCGAGAAGCAUUCAGAUGCCUUCGGUUUCACGCUCUCCGAUGGCGUCAACGAGGUGACUCAGACUUUCCACAUUACUCUUCGCCCUGUGGAUGACUCGCUGCCCGUUGUACAGAACUUGGGGAUGCGGGUACAGGAAGGUGUGAGGAAGACCAUCACAGAGUUUGAGCUCAAGGCGGUAGAUGCAGACACAGAGGCCGAGUCUGUCACAUUCAUGAUCAUGCAGCCCCCACGCCAUGGCACCAUUGAGCGAACCACCAAUGGGCAGCCCUUCCAGCACACCUCCACCUUCACCAUGGAGGACAUCUAUCAGAACCGGGUCCGCUACAGCCACGACGGCAGCAACUCCCUCAAAGACUGGUUCACCUUCACCGUUGCUGACGGGACGAAUCCCUUCUUUAUUAUUGAGGAAGGAGGAAAAGAGAUCAUGACAGCAGCACCUCAGCAGUUCUGGGUGGACAUCCUCCCAGUAGAUGAUGGCACCCCUAGAAUUGUUACCAACCUGGGGCUCCAGUGGCUGGAGUACAUGGAUGGCAAGGCAACCAACUUGAUCACCAAGAAGGAACUGUUGACCAUGGACCCAGACACAGAAGACCUGCAGCUUGUCUACGAGAUAACCACAGGCCCUGAGCAUGGCCACAUGGAGAAUAAGCUGCAGCCUGGAAGAGCUGCUGCUACUUUCACACAGGAGGACGUGAACCUGGGGUUGAUUCGUUAUGUGUUGCAUGAGGAGAAGAUCCAUGAGAUGAUGGAUAGUUUUCAGUUUCUGGUGAGAGACAGUAAACCCAAUGUGGUCAGCGACAAUAUCUUCCAUAUCCAGUGGUCCCUCAUCAGCUUUAAAUAUACCAGCUACAAUGUCAGUGAGAAAGCGGGGUCAGUCAGCAUCACGGUGCAGAGGACUGGGAACCUAAACCAGUACGCCAUUGUCCUGUGUCGCACAGAGCAAGGCACCGCCAGCUCCAGCUACAGGGUCAGCUCCCAGCCUGGACAGCAGGACUACGUGGAGUAUGCCGGCCAGGUGCAAUUUGAUGAGCGAGAGGACACCAAGUCCUGCACCGUCAUCAUCAACGAUGACGACGUGUUUGAGAACAUCGAGAGUUUCACUGUGGAGCUCAGCAUGCCAGCAUAUGCCCUACUGGGGGAGUUCACCCAGGCGAAGGUCAUUAUCAAUGACACUGAGGACGAGCCCACAUUAGAGUUUGAUAAGAAGACCUACCGGGUCAACGAGAGCGCUGGCUUUCUAUUUGCACCUAUUGAAAGAAAAGGGGAUUCAAGCAGCAUUGUAUCUGCAAUUUGCUACACGGUCCCUAAGUCAGCUAUGGGAAGUAGCCUGUAUGCUCUAGAAUCGGGCUCUGAUUUUAAAUCUAGAGGGAGGUCUGCUGAGAGUCGUGUGACAUUCGGGCGUGGUGUCACCAUGUCCACCUGCGACGUCAUGCUCAUUGAUGACAGCGAGUAUGAAGAGGAAGAAGAGUUUGAGAUUGCCCUGGCAGAUGCUUCCGAUAACGCCCGCAUUGGAAGUGUGGCGUCGGCCAAGGUGCUCAUUACUGGUCCCAAUGAUGCCUCUACUGUGUCCCUGGGCAACACGGCUUUUACUGUCAGCGAGGAUGCAGGCACGGUGAAGGUCCCAGUUAUCCGCCACGGGACUGACCUUUCCACCCUCACGUCUGUCUGGUGUGCAACACGGCCCUCAGACCCAGCUUCCGCCACUCCAGGAGUUGACUACGUUCCCAGCUCUAGGAAGGUGGACUUUGGGCCAGGUGUCACUGAGCAGUAUUGCACCUUGACCAUCUUGGAUGACACUCAAUAUCCUGUGAUUGAAGGGCUGGAGACAUUUGUGGUUUUCCUCAGCUCAGCGCAAGGGGCCGAACUGACCAAACCCUUCCAGGCCGUCAUUGCAAUUAAUGACACAUUCCAGGACGUGCCCAGCAUGCAGUUUGCCAAGGAUUUGCUCCUAGUGAAGGAGAAGGAGGGUGUCCUACACGUACCCAUCAUUCGGAGUGGGGACCUGAGCUACGAGUCUUCAGUGAGGUGCUAUACUCAGGGCCAUACAGCUCAGGUCAUGGAGGACUUUGAGGACAGAAGAAACACAGACUCUUCACGGAUUACAUUUCUCAAAGGGGAGAAAAUGAAGAACUGUACUGUCUAUAUCCAUGAUGACUCCAUGUUUGAGCCUGAGGAACAGUUCAGGGUCUACCUUGGCCAUCCUCUUGGGAACCACUGGAGUGGAGCCAGAGUUGGAAAGAAUAACAUGGCCACCAUCACCAUAUCCAAUGAUGAAGAUGCUCCCACCAUUGAGUUUGAAGAAGCUGCAUACCAAGUCCGGGAACCCUCAGGGCCAGAUGCCACGGCCAUUCUGAACAUCAAGGUGAUCCGCAGAGGGGAUCAGAACAGGACGUCCAAGAUUCGCUGUAGCACGCGAGACGGGUCAGCCCAGUCUGGUGUGGAUUAUUACCCAAAGAGCCGAAUCUUAAAGUUCAGUCCUGGUGUGGAUCAUAUCUUCUUUAAAGUUGAGAUCCUGUCCAAUGAAGACCGGGAGUGGCAUGAAUCGUUCUCCCUAGUCCUUGGCCCGGAUGACCCAGUGGAAGCUGUUCUUGGUGAUAUGACCACUGCCACAGUGACGAUUCUAGACCAGGAGGUGUCAGGGAGCCUCAUCCUGCCAGCGCCGCCCAUUGUUGUCACACUUGCUGACUAUGACCAUGUGGAAGAGGUUACCAAGGAGGGAGUCAAGAAAUCCCCCUCCCCGGGCUACCCGCUGGUCUGUGUCACCCCCUGCGACCCCCAUUUCCCCAAGUAUGCCAUCAUGAAGGAGCGCUGCAAUGAGGCUGGCAUCAACCAGACGUCCGUGCAGUUCAGCUGGGAAGUGGCCACCCCCACUGAUGGCAAUGGGGCCCGGUCUCCCUUUGAGACCAUCACUGACAACACGCCAUUCACCAGUGUCAACCACAUGGUCCUGGACAGCAUUUACUUCAGCCGGAGGUUCCAUGUACGUUGUGUGGCCAAGGCUGUGGACAAGGUGGGCCACGUGGGGACCCCCUUAAGGAGCAACAUUGUUACCAUCGGAACAGGCAGUGCGAUCUGCCACACCCCGGUGGUUGCUGGGACAGCCCGAGGCUUCCAGGCUCAGUCCUUCAUCGCGAACUUGAAAUACCUGGACGUCAAACACAAGGAACAUCCCAACAGAAUCCACAUUUCCGUGCAGAUCCCACACCAGGAUGGAAUGCUGCCCCUUAUCUCCACCAUGCCGUUGCACAACUUGCAUUUUCUACUAUCUGAGUCCAUCUACAGACACCAGCACGUCUGCUCCAAUCUCGUCACCACCCGUGACCUGAGAGGCAUCUCAGAGGCAGGGUUCCUGGACGACAGGGUCCACGACAGCACGGCCCUGGGGCCUGGCUACGACCGCCCCUUCCAGUUUGAUGCCAGCGUGCGGGAGCCCAAGACCAUCCAGCUCUACAAACACCUGAACCUGAAGAGCUGUGUCUGGACGUUUGAUGCCUAUUACGACAUGACGGAGCUAAUUGACGUCUGUGGGGGGUCUGUCACUGCCGACUUCCAGGUGAGAGACUCUGCUCAAUCGUUCCUGACAGUGCAUGUGCCUCUGUACGUGUCCUACAUCUAUGUGACAGCCCCCAGGGGCUGGGCCUCCUUGGAGCACCACACCGAGAUGGAGUUCUCCUUCUUCUAUGACACUGUUCUCUGGAGAACAGGAAUCCAGACGGACAGUGUGCUCUCUGCCAGACUUCAGAUAAUAAGAAUCUACAUUCGAGAGGAUGGCCGUCUGGUCAUUGAAUUCAAGACCCAUGCCAAAUUCAGAGGACAAUUCGUGAUCGAGCACCACACCCUCCCUGAUGUGAAAUCAUUCAUAUUGACUCCAGACCAUCUCGGAGGAAUCGAAUUUGACCUGAAGCUCCUAUGGAGUGCUCAGACUUUUGAUUCUCCUUACCAGCUCUGGAGAGCCACAAGCUCUUAUAACAGGAAGGACUACUCUGGGGAGUACACCAUCUACCUGAUCCCUUGCACUGUGCAGCCCACUCAGCCUUGGGUGGACCCAGGAGAAAAGCCUUUGGCCUGCACUGCACACGCCCCAGAAAGAUUCCUGAUACCCAUUGCAUUCCAGCAGACCAACCGCCCUGUCCCUGUUGUAUACUCGCUCAAUACUGAAUUUCAGCUCUGCAACAAUGAGAAGGUGUUCCUGAUGGACCCCAACACAUCUGAUAUGUCACUGGCGGAAAUGGAUUACAAAGGGGCCUUCUCCAAAGGUCAAAUCCUUUAUGGCCGAGUACUUUGGAAUCCAGAACAAAACCUUAAUUCUGCUUACAAACUGCAGCUGGAGAAGGUCUAUCUUUGUACUGGCAAGGAUGGCUACGUGCCUUUCUUUGAUCCCACGGGGACAAUCUACAAUGAAGGGCCACAGUAUGGAUGCAUUCAGCCAAACAAACACCUAAAACACAGAUUCCUGCUGCUGGACCGCAGUCAGCCAGAGGUAACGGACAAGUACUUCCACGACGUGCCCUUUGAAGCCCACUUUGCUUCUGAGUUGCCUGAUUUCCACGUCGUCAGUAGCAUGCCAGGCGUGGAUGGAUUUACUCUGAAGGUGGACGCACUCUAUAAGGUGGAAGCCGGACACCAGUGGUAUCUCCAGGUGAUCUACAUCAUUGGACCUGACACCAUCUCAGGUCCCAGGGUCCAGCGCUCUCUCACGGCCCCUCUGAGGCGCAACCGAAGGGACCUGGUGGACCCCAGUGGCUGGCUGACCCUUGACGAAUCCCUCAUCUAUGACAAUGAAGGGGACCAAGUCAAGAAUGGCACCAAUAUGAAGUCGCUGAAUCUGGAGAUGGAGGAGCCAGUUGUAGCUGCUUCUCUGUCCCAAGCCGGGGCGUCUGUCGGCAGUGCCCUUGCUGCUAUCAUGCUCCUACUUCUGGUGUUUUUGGUCGCUUGUUUUAUCACCAGGAAACACCAGAAACAAAGGAAGAAGCCGCGCACAGGGGACAUUUUGGAGGAAUACCCUCUGAAUACCAAGGUGGAUGUGCCCAAGAGGGGCCCGGACAGGGUGGAGAAGAACGUGGACAGACAGUACUGCACCGUGCGGAACAUCAAUGUACUCGGUGAAACCGAGGGCACUUAUGUGUUCAAAGGUGCUAAAGUAAAAAAAUUGAAUCUGGAAGUCAGAGUUCACAACAAUUUGCAAGACGGAACCGAAGUUUAA